AUGGAGGGAAGGAGUGGAAACUACAGAGGGAUCACACUGUUGAACACAGUAGUAAAAGUGUUCUGUAAGCUGCUGAACGAUAGGAUAGUGGGAGUAUUGGAGAAGGAACAUANCGAUAGGAUAGUGGGAGUAUUGGAGAAGGAACAUAGCAUUAGUGAGGGCCAGGCAGGUUUCCGCAAGAAGAGGGGGUGCGUAGACCACGUGUUCACGGUAGGGAGAAUCAUCCAAGGUAGAAAAAGGGCGGGAAAGCCGACGUACUGCUUCUUCCUGGACGUGAAAAAGGCAUACGACACCGUAUGGAGAAAUGGGUUGUGGAAAAAACUGUCCAAAUACGGGAUCGAGGGGAAAAUGUAG
Messenger RNA from Ectocarpus sp. CCAP 1310/34, 354 nucleotides. The record is from the annotation of a GenBank genome assembly. NCBI's taxonomy places the organism in Eukaryota, Phaeophyceae, Ectocarpales, Ectocarpaceae.